Molecule: messenger RNA, 1611 nt
Organism: Lasiosphaeria miniovina
Lineage: Eukaryota; Fungi; Ascomycota; Sordariomycetes; Sordariales; Lasiosphaeriaceae
Exons: 1
Coding region: 52-1407 (451 amino acids)
Cellular component (GO): nucleus; cytoplasm
Molecular function (GO): protein binding
Source: RefSeq, a predicted model, not a curated record
GAAUGUUAUCUAGGAGCACCAAGACGCCAUCACGACCAAUCGAGAACAGCCAUGGAUAAGCUUCCCUACGUACCGUCCAGCAUUCUCUGGGAGAUGCUCUCGGCGUGCGAUCUCGAGGCCCUUGCCCGUACGAACCGCCUGCUUCGUUGCAAUGUCGAGCCAUUCCUCUACCGUCGGCACGCUAUCGUGGAUUGGGGUUCUGCCAUCAUGUGGGCUGUCGAUAUGGCUGACUUGGACGAGCCAGAGACAUGCACAACGGCUCUCGCCAUUCUCGACAAGGUGAAGCAGUUCUGCGACCUCACUCCUAGUGCCCUCGAUCUUCUCUGCAGUCCGGAACAGAACUAUAUCAACAUCCAACCUCCGCACCCAUUCGUACUCGUCGACGACCUAUGUACGCUAACGGCUCUUCACUUUGCCGCAUGGAAAGGGCUUGAUGCUAUCGUCGAGUGGUUGCUGCGGGCUGGCGCCAGCGUGAAUUGCGAAUCCAGCGCCAUCAACCCGCUCUACUUGGCUGUCUUGAACGACAAAGCGUCCACGGCGCUCUCUCUUCUCUCCCAUGGCGCCAGCCCGGUUGUGCGACGAGGUUCCCAGAACUCUCUCAACGUCUUCUACCUCGCCUGCGUGAUGGGUUACGCCAGCCUGGCUGAGCAGCUCCUGGCGACGGGGAGCGUUCCAGCAGACCUUCCCGAUGUAUUGCAAUGCUAUAGCACUGAUGUUUCCUCCCGGCCAGACGCCCCGGCCGUCGUCGAGCUGCUCACCAGAGACGCGGGUUUCCCGAAUUCGUUGAUUGAAGACUUUCUGUGCGCCUCUAAAUGGCAGUCUGCAUUAGCACUACUCAAAGCCAAGAAGCGCCGAAAUCGGAUAUCUCGCACCACAGCCACCGCCUUGCUGGACUGCGCCUGUUCCUCUCUCCGAUAUAACCCGCAGAAAGCGCAGGGCGCCAACCUGGUAAUCCGCCGACUGCUCCACGUAGGCGCCGACCCCGACGUGGGCCACGAGUUUUUCGAUUCAUCCACUUCCGACUUUCCUGCUCUGCUGACGCUGCUUCCCCCUUUCCUGGAAGCCGGGAUGGACUUAACCGCUAAAGAUGCCCUUGGCAUAGCGAGCGCCUACGAUAGGAACCAGGACGAAGAGGGCGCCUCGGCCCAACUCGAAGUAGUCCGCUUGUUGCUUCGACACGGCGCACCAAUCAGUCCGGCUACGAGGGGAGAUGCGCUCGACUCCCUCACAAAGUGGGGAAACCAAGAGAGAAAGAAAUGGGCUCACGAGCUAUGCGGUGCGUUGGUGGAACAUUGCCGCCAGGUCCCCAAACGCCAGCGUCGUGAGGAUAUAACCGCCUUCUUAGGCCGCCUUUCCGAUACGAAUAAGCAGCUUGGGCACAGGGCCUUUGAUAUUGACUUCUUUUAGGGCUUGCGGUUCCUCCACGGGAACGGCGUCGUCCACGGCGACCUGCAGCCUCAACCAAGGUCACCGCAAUGAUGAACAACAUGUCAAAGUGGGGCCAGUCAGGGCAAACAAGUAUGGUUGCGGGCUCCUAUAAAAGUAUCGUAAAUGAGGCGGAAAAUCCUAUAAUAAUCUUGCUAGUCACCAGAUAUACGAAUGAGACCCAGG